Messenger RNA from Pecten maximus, 5081 nucleotides. RefSeq lists its product as uncharacterized. The transcript has 5 exons. The coding region runs from base 693 to 3800 and encodes 1035 amino acids. Gene Ontology annotation, molecular function: protein binding. Gene Ontology annotation, biological process: signal transduction. NCBI's taxonomy places the organism in Eukaryota, Metazoa, Mollusca, Bivalvia, Pectinida, Pectinidae. The record is from RefSeq and is a predicted model, not a curated record.
GUGUGUGUGUGUGUGUGUGUGUGUGUGUGUGUUAUUAUAGCUGAAGUAAUUAUUAAUUGCUAUUAUGGUUGUGUCUAUUUGAAUAGAUAGGAGUACUCGUUUUAUUAUGUCACAUGCAAAACGUAACUAAUAAUUUUUUCAACUUCAAUUUUGUAUUUCAUUUUUAAUAUUUUAACGUAAAGUUACAAGUAUGGAAUUUAUAUACUUUCGCGAAUAGCAAUGAAUAUACAUGAUUAUCUUUCUUUCUCUGAAACUUUCAAAGACAGAGUUUGUGUGGCCCACUGAAAAAUUCGCACACUAGAGAAAUAAAUGCUGGUUUCCUAUUACGCCACGCAUCAGUGACCUUGAACUGUUAAACGUGACAUUUUGAGUGCUAAUUUUACUAGUGGUGGGUCGUUGUAUAUUAAGUGCAACACAGCUCUCAUCAAUGUGACCUGUUGGUUGAAAGUUCGUGGAAACCAGGAUCUAUAUUGUGUAGAUAAAACUUACUGAGUUUAGAAGAGGGAUCGGUUUAGUGAAGGUAGUAAAACGUACACCAGACCUAUUAGCAAAGACAAUAUGUGUCAACAUGUGUAGGAGAGGCUCCACCCAAAUGAGGACGAAAUCGACAUGCGACUUUAAACAACACACUGAUGAUGAUUGGCCGACAUGCGUGACGAUGUUAAACACCAGGAGACCACUUCCGGUCAAAUAUGGACGUUAAAUAUUUUGGCCAGUUGUCGCUAGAGAUCGGGAAAGAGUGGAGUCUUUUGGCCUACGAGUUGGGCUUCAGUGAUUCUCAGCUGGACCACCUCCGAUCAGCUUUCCCUUACAACAUACAACAAUGCAUCGCGUGCAUGCUUGCCAAGUGGCACGAGACGGUCUUGAAGCAUCGCGUUGAUCCUCUUCCGCUGCUGACGCGGUCUUUGGCGGGAGUUGACCGCUACGACUUGGUACAGAAGCUCAACAGUGAUUUCGAUGAUCCGGAUACGGGACCCCAAGUUAAUGAAAGCAAUGGAAACCUGGUCGAUUUCCACGCCACACUGAGAAAGAUCCGCUUUGGUCAUAUACAGGGCGACAUGCAGAUGUACAUGGAUCAGACCCAGAGAUUUCUAGAGUUCCAAAUGAAAGAUAAAAGUCAAUUUGUCAAUACACGUGCUGCAAAAGAGGCGUUCAACCUCCUUUCCUCGAAAGGAACGAUAACUCUAAUUGGUAACCCGGGUGAUGGAAAGUCUGCCAUAGCUGUUAACCUACUGAACCAGCUCCAAAAUGAAGGUUUAGCCGUUCUUGUUUUAUCCGACCCUGCCCUCAUAGAACGUAUCUAUGACGACGAAAAGCAAAUAGUAUAUUUUGUGGAUGAUGCUUUUGGAACACCAACAAUGAAUAUGAGACUUUUGGAAACAUGGACGCGACUUCAUGAUAAAAUUGAAAGCCUCAUCAAACUGGACAAGUGCAAACUUCUCUUAACAUCACGAAAGCAUGUUUACAUGAAGUGUCAGUCAUUAUUGUAUAAAUGUCCUUCUUACCGGGACAAUCUUGUCGACCUCUCUGGGGAUGAAUAUCGCCUCAGUAUGAUAGAGAAAAAAAGGAUAGCUGCAAAUCAUUGCCAAGGACAUGGCCUUUUCCCGCCACAGUUAGGAUUAACAAAUGCAAACGUUUAUGUACCCGGCUUCCCUCUCCUUUGUAAGAUGUUUGCCAAUGACAAACGUAUGCAGGAAUUAGACGUGUACUUAGACCAGACGCUUUCUAUCUUGCACAGCCAGUUACAACUUUUGGCCACAACCGAUGUUCACGCGUUCUGUGGCUUGGUGCUUAUCAUGAUGUUUGACGGUAGGCUUCCGCGGGAUGUCUUUGAUCAGUUCUCACCGUGUGAUGAACAGGUGCAAACAAAAUUCCAGACAAUCCUGAAGGUGUACGGUAUUCGGGCAUCUGAGGGUGGCAAAGUGGUUGAUUGUCUCGACGAAAUGAUCGGUGUUUACGUUGAAGAAAUAGAGGAAGAAUUUAGAUUUAUCCAUGACGCCAUCUUUGAUACUAUUUGUCUGCUAUUCGGUACACGCUAUCCCAAUGAAAUAAUUCGGGUGGCGUCGUCGACCUUCAUAGAGAAGAGGAUAAGAACAGAACAUAUUCCUGACGCAAAUUCAAACAGUCUCGCCGACGUUAUUAUAUUGAAGAAAUCGAAGUAUCACGUGUUGGCCGCUAGGUGGAUUAAAGACGCGUCACGUGGUAUAAUCCGGGCUAUGUUCAUCAAUCCGAGUAUCCGAGACGUGGGUAUGCAGUUGGCUUUUGCUGACCGGGUAAUGAAACUACCUCCACAAGCUGCAAUGGAUUUGCUCACUAGUGUAGAAUCAAAGACCUCGUCAACGAGCCAUUUUGAAGAAACCGUUCUGUUUUUGGCUUGUCAAAAUGGGCUUGUCUCUCUCGUAAAAGCUCUCAUGGAAAAGCAGAAGAUAUUGAAAGAUAACAACAACCUGGAAUACGCAUCUCGCCUGUCUAUACCAGACAUCUGUAUGAUGGAGUCUGUCAAUCGGAUACACUUGAAUGUUGUGCAAGUGUUACUAGACAACGGCGCGAUGGUUAACUUUGCGUAUGGGUCCAUGUGUGAUCGAUGUCUCCAUGUCGCGUGUAAGAAAGGCAGCCUAGAUUUAGUUAAACUAUUGCUCCGUCAUGGGGCGGAUGUUAAUCUCCAAGAUCACAACGGUAAACAGGCAGUGCAUUUCGCGAGUGAAUUCGGUCAUCUAGAUAUUCUAAAAGAAUUCGGUACCAAUAAUGCGUCAUUGUCGGUGAAGGACAAUACCGGCAAACAAGCAAUCCACUAUGCGGGCAAGGCUGGAAGUCUUGAGUGUGUUCAAUUUCUGCUGCAGGAAGGAAUUCGGUUGAACGUAACUGACAGGAUGGAUAAGACUGUACUACAUUACGCGUCAACUGCAGAUUACCCAGACCUCAUAAGACACCUUGUAUCCAAGGGGGCAUACACUAACUCUCCGGAUAGCAUGGGGGCAACUCCUCUACAUUUCGCAUGUAAGGCGAAUUUACCCAAGAACGUGGCGAUUCUUUUAAGUAAUGGUGCAGAUCCCGAUAGAGAAGACGCGUCUAUGUGUGUACCUCUACACUCCGUCUGUAAAGGGCAUAGUUCGGAAUCUGACGGAAGCAACUCCUUUCAAUGUGUCGAGCUUCUCUUGAACGUAGUUAGCGAUGUGAACGCUGUGGACAGUUAUGGUAAAACAGCCCUUCAUUAUGCUUGCGCCUGGGCUCGAGAUCGACGAUUAGAUUGCGUGACGUUGCUGUUGUCUAAGGGAGCGAACCCUAAUAUUACGGAUGACCAUGGACACCAGCCUGUAUUUUAUGCUUGUGAGAGUGGGAACCUGAAAUGUCUACAGGCGCUUGUAAACCAUGGCAUUGACGUGAAUCAUCGAGGACAUCAGGGGAAGCAACCCAUUCAUUAUGCGUGUGGACGGGGCAAUAUCGAUGUUGUCAAGAUGUUGGUUGCCAAGGGAGCAUCCAUUACAUCUGUGGACGACAAAGGGAAACAACCCAUUCACUACGCCAGUCAGCACGGUAACGAUGAAUGUGCAAAUUAUCUUCUAGAUUGUAACAUUGAUGUGAACUGUGUUGAUGAACGGGGCUGGCGUCCCUUACACUACGCCUGCAAAUGGUGCCGCCCUAACGCCGUCCGUCUGUUAAUGAGUAAAGGCGCUGCUUCUGCGGAUACAGACAAUGACAACAAGAAACCAGAUGACCUCGUGCCUAACUGGUCAUCUAGAAGAAGUCGAAUCAAGAGGUACCUCCGUGGAAAUAGUCUUGAUAAAAAUGCUUUUGAAUGACAGGGGACACUGUAUUUGAUACCAAUUGAAAGGACUAGUUACGGAUAAAUGUCUUACCGUCUAUCAGACUAAAUGAACUAUAGUUUGAUUAUCAUUUCGCUGAAGGUCAUCUGAAUGGCCGUAUCACAGUAUAUUGGAGCCUGAUUAGUUUGCAGUCUGAAUAUCAUGUAGAUACAUGUAUCUAAUUUAGUCUGAAUACCAUGCUGUCAUGCGUCUCUAAGACGGUUUGUAUAAUACAUAGAGAUGUAUCUCUAAAACAAGCUGUAUCACAUGAGGAUAUUUUUUUGCGCGAAAACGGUCUAAAUAUCGUGUGUUUCUAAUGCAAUGUGUAUACACUUUACAACGUAGACAUGUGUCUUUACAUAGUCCCAACGAGGACGGAUAUUUCUUCAAAUAUUUCGGACAUCUUAUCAAUAUAUGUCUAUUACAACUUUAAUGUCGGGUGAUAGGUCUGAAUAUCGUAUAGACACGUGUCUCUGAUAGGUCUUAAUAUCGUAUAGACACAUGUCUCUGAUACGGUCUGAAUACUGUAUAGGCACGUGUCUCUGAUAGGUCUGAAUACCAUAUAGGCACGGUUCUCAUAUAGGUCUGAAUACCAUAUAGGCACGUGUCUCUGAUAGGUAUGAAUACGAUAAAGACACGUGUCUCUGAUAGGUCUGAAUACGAUAGAGACACGUGUCUCUGAUAGGUCUGAAUACGUUAGGGACACGUGUCUCUGAUAGGUCUGAAUAUCUUAUAGACACGUGUCUCUGAUAGGUCUGAAUACGAUAGGGACACAUGUCUCGGAUAUGUCUGAAUACGAUAGAAACACGUGUCUCUGAUGCGGUUUGAAUACGAUAAAGACAUGUGCCUCUGAUAGGUCUGAAUAAAUCAACACCAUUCUAUAUAACCGGAUAUACGUGAUAUGUACAGACAUCCUUUUGAUUUGCGCAUUACUUUGGUAGCCAUGAUUCCUUUUGAUAAAUCCAAUAUAUAUAGAUACCAUCUCGUUUUACAGAAGCUGGUUGAUAUUCAAUAUUGUAGGAUGAAGUACAAAAAAUAAAUAUAAGAUUACUAUGGUUAAUAUCGUAGAAACUGCCCAAUGUAGUUAUGUGUAUCCCUUGGAUAAAAACGUAAAUACAAACAUAAACGUAUACUUGUCGCUGUAAACAGAAUUUGACUUGUCCAUAAACAAAGAUACAAAUACAUAUUUCUUUCUUACUAUCAGGAAUAUUUUAUACAUCCACACAUAUAUAUAUAUACCUUUUUAUGAAAUAAAAAAGAAAUGCUUCUAUUGGAAAA